Clonostachys rhizophaga is the source of this 1476-nucleotide messenger RNA. NCBI's taxonomy places the organism in Eukaryota, Fungi, Ascomycota, Sordariomycetes, Hypocreales, Bionectriaceae. The record is from the annotation of a GenBank genome assembly.
AUGGCUCUCAGCGCACUUCCGGCCAUCACUUCCCCGCGAUUCGAACCCGAGCCGCGAAAGGGCUCUACUCCCGCCAUAGUCACCUCGAUCAAACGAGCCUCAUACCCUACACGCAGCCUCGAAUUCCUCCGAAAAUUGGAAGCAAAGUCCCCAGGUGCCUGCUCAAACGUCGAAAGCGUACGCAACGAUCGAAAACUACAGCUUCAAGUGACUGUUGUCGGAGCCGGCAUUGGCGGGCUUGCGACUUCGAUUGCCCUUGCUCGGGAGGGCCACGCUGUCACAGUUUUAGAGCAAGCGUCAGCCCUUGCUGAGGUUGGCGCGGGUAUUCAGAUUCCUCCCAACUCCUCCAAGCUACUCCUGAAAUGGGGCCUAGGCCCAUUAUUCGAGGGCAAGGCGGUUGAGCCACGAGGAAUAACUUUUCGCAGAUGGGAAACUGGGAACGCUAUUGGGUAUACCAGGCUUAUACCAGACUUCCGAAGCUCCUUUGAGGCACCAUACUAUGUGAUCCAUCGGGCCCAUCUGCAUGAAGCCUUGCACGAAACUGCCGUCAAGCUUGGAGUCACAGUAAAGCUAAAUAGUAAAGUUACCGAGUAUAACGAGAUGGUACCUUCUAUCAAGAUGCAAGAUGGAGUGAUCUUGAAAUCGGACUUGAUCGUUGCAGCCGAUGGGGUUAAGUCGACUGCCCGCAAGCUUAUCCUGGGCAAAGAUAAUAAGGACCCUAUCCGGACUGGGUUUGCAGUAUAUCGGUCGACAAUAGACGUGCAAAAGAUGAGGGAUGACCCUGAAACAGCUACGCUUCUACGUGAGCCGGCCCUCAACGUUUGGAUCGGGCCGCAGCGCCACGUAAUGUCAUACACAAUCGCUGCAGGAAAGUCAUUCAACCUGGUUCUCUCUCAUGUAGAUGAUACCGAUCCCGCCACCUGGCGCGCGGAAGAUUCACUGGAUAACAUGAGAGCCCAAUUCGAGGGUUGGGACCCAGUACUCACAAAGAUCAUUGCAAUGAUUGACAAGACAAUCAAGUGGCCUCUCCUCUCAGGCGAUCCCUCUAUUCCUAGUUGGAUAUCUCAAUCCGGCAAAGUCAUCAUGUUGGGAGACGCAGCCCACGCCAUGGUCCCCUAUAUGUCUCAAGGCGCGGCCAUGGCCGUGGAAGAUGGUGCAGCACUGGCAGCGGCCCUGUCCCACGUGUGCACCAUUUCUGACCUCCCCAGAGCCCUAUCUGUCUUCGACAUUGUGAGGAGAAGGCGGGCCGGCCAGAUGCAGGAAGCUAGUCUCGUCAAUGGCAAAAUCUGGCACUUUGAUGACGGACCUGAACAGGCCGCAAGAGACGAAGCUAUGGAGCCGGAGAUCAAGGGGCUUCCUAUAUCGGAGAGCCCAAAUCAGUGGACUGACCCUGUUACACAAGCGUGGGCGUACGGGUAUAGCGCAGAAGAUGAUAUUCAUUUGUCUUGGAACCAGUUCAAAUCAAGGCUAUUCUGA